AUGUUGGAGAGCCGGUUCCCCGUGUGUCUUACCCUGUGUCUUGUCCGAUGUGCUGCAGGCCUCAGCGGUCAGUACCCUCUGGUCCAGAACUUGACAGUGACAGAAGGAGGGACGGCCAACCUCACCUGCCGCGUGGAGUACAAUGACAACACCUCCCUCCAGUGGUCCAACCCGGCACAGCAGACUCUGUUUUUUGGGGACAAGAAAGCUCUGAGGGACAACCGCAUUGAGCUGGUCCGUGCCACAUCGUCGGAGCUCACCAUCAGCAUCAGUGACGUGCUGCUGUCGGACGAGGGCAUGUACACCUGCUCUCUCUUCACCAUGCCCAUCCGGACGGCCAAGGCCUACCUCACCGUGCUCGGUGUACCUGCACAGCCAGAGAUCGAUGGCCUGACGAAACCGGCACUGGAAGGAGACCAGAUCACCCUGACCUGCAGCAGCCAGGGCAGCAAGCCAGCCGCUGACCUGCGCUGGUACAGGAACGAGAAGGAGGUCAAAGGAGCCAAAGUUGUCAAGCCUAUGGGGAAGACAUACACGGUGCAGAGCUUCCUGCAGCUGCAGGUGGACAGGAACGAUGAUGGAGCGGUCUACACCUGCCGCGUGGACCACGUGUCCCUGUCCCACUCUCCGCAGCAGGCCACCGAAGUGCUAGAAGUCCACUACGCCCCACGUGUGGAGAUUAACCCCCUCCAUUCUGUGCCUCUGGAGGGUCAGUACCUCAGACUGGAGUGCGUUUCCAAAGGCAACCCUUCGCCGGACCCUGUGCUGUGGACUAAGGACGGAGGUGAGCUGCCGGACUUGGACAGGAUGAUUGUGGAGGGGCGGGACCUCACCUUCACCUCUCUGAACAAGACGGAUAACGGGACGUACCGCUGUGAGGCCUCAAAUCACCUGGGCACAAGCAGCGCCGAGUACAAGCUCUAUGUGUACGACGCACCCACCUCCCCACCUCCACCCACCACUGCCCCCAUCCAUCCCUCCACCCCAGGUUCCACUGCUCAGUUAGACAGCCCCGUCCGCAAGUCCUCAGUCACCGAACAACGAGACCCAAACGCAGUGGGGCAGCACGGCACGGACCAUGCACUGAUCGGUGGAGUGGUGGCUGUAGUGGUCUUCGUCACCUUGUGUUUAAUCAUUGUCCUGGGGAGAUAUCUGGCCAGGCAUAAAGGAACAUAUUUGACAAACGAGGCCAAAGGAGCGGACGACGCGCCAGAUGCUGACACGGCUAUCAUCAACGCCGAGGGCAACCAUGCGCACGCGGAGGAGAAGAAAGAAUACUUCAUUUAG
Messenger RNA from Knipowitschia caucasica, 1287 nucleotides. The record is from the annotation of a GenBank genome assembly. Lineage: Eukaryota; Metazoa; Chordata; Actinopteri; Gobiiformes; Gobiidae.